CGGGCUGAGGGUGCCCGGUGCGCAUGCGCGAGGAGGACUUCCGCCCGGCGCCGAGAUGGCGGCUGUCCGUGGCGUGAACGGAGGCUGCCGCAGAGCUGCGCGCGGCGCUGACCAGGUGAUGGCGGCGGCGGCCCGGCCGCGGGCGGAGGCUGCUGCCCCUCGCUCCCAGCCGCCGGCCCUGCUCCCCCCACCGGCUUUAGGGUCACUCUGACAGUCCUGAAGGCAGAACUAGGCCCUUGCACGUAGGAAGAGUGAGCGUUCAUAUCCUUCAAAAUGCCAAACUCCAAUGCUAAAUCUCACCGUAGCCAUAGAGGUGGUCAGGAAGCUGGCAGGCGGGAGUUGGUUUCGAGAUCGUUGCAGAGUGCUCAGCAUUGCCUGGAGGACCAGGAUUUUGGAACUGCAUAUGCUCACUAUCUCCUAGUGCUAAAUCUAGCUCCUGAGUUAAAAACUACUGUCAAAGAAACAUUUCAAUUUACUCUCUUUAAAUGGGCAGAAGAGCUAGAUUCACUAGCACGGAUUCAAGAUCUAUUUAACUGUUACGAACAGGCACUUGAACUGUAUCCCAAUGAUGAAGUGAUAUGUAACAGUAUGGGAGAACAUCUCUUCAGAAUGGGCUUUAGAGACGAAGCAGCUGGAUAUUUUCACAAAGCACUAAAACUUAACCCAGACUUUGCUGAUGCAAAGGAGAAUUUUUACCGUGUUGCAAACUGGCUUGUGGAACGUUGGCACUUCAUCAUGCUCAAUGAUACUAAGAGGAAUAUUACUUACCUAAAAGCAAUAGAGAAUGUGGUCCGCUCCGGGUGCAGAUCUGUUCUUGAUAUUGGAACAGGAACAGGAAUCUUGAGUAUGUUUGCAAAAAAGGCAGGAGCACCUUAUGUCUACGCCUGUGAAUUGUCAAAAACCAUGUAUGAACUUGCUUGUGAUGUGGUGGCAGCAAAUAAUAUGGGAAGUGAGAUCAAACUUCUCCAUUUGAAGUCACUUGAUAUAGAAAUUCCAAAGCACAUACCUGAAAGAGUUUCCUUGGUUGUCACAGAAACUGUUGAUGCUGGUUUGUUUGGAGAAGGCAUUGUGGAGAGCUUGAUACAUGCUUGGGAACAUCUACUCUUACAGCCAAAGCCUAAAAAUCAAGAUAUUCAUACUAAAGACUAUGGCCAAGUUAUUCCUGCGAGUGCUACAAUAUUUGGGAUGGCAGUAGAAUGCAAAGAGAUACGUAGACAUCACAGAGUGGGAACGCAAGAAAUUGCUGGUGUGCGCUUGGCAAAUUCAGUUCAGUUCUUUAGUCCAACGUAUGCUUCUGCUAGUUCUGAGGAAACUGUUGAACCUUACACCACUGAAAAGCUUAGUCGAGUCCCUGGAGGUUAUGUACCUCUGACAGAACCCUUUCAAGUAAUGACCAUGGAUUUCAACAAUCUGCAGGAGCUGAAAAGCCUUGCAGAUAGAAAGCCUUGGAAGCUCAGCCUACCAGUCACCCAAGGAGGAAUCCUAGAUGCUGUCGUGGUCUGGUUUGUACUACAGCUUGAUGAUGAGCAUGCCCUAUCUACAAGUCCCAGUGAGGAAUCUUGCUGGGAACAGGCAGUCUAUCCUGUACAGGAUCUCCCUGAUUAUUCUGUGAAGACUGGAGAUACUGUGACAAUGGAAGUUUGCUGCCCAGAUUGCUACUUGAAGAUUCAGAAGAUUUCUUUUUGGACUUCAGAGUGUGGGAUGGACUUCAGUAACAGAGAUGAUGUACUGAAUUUGGGCAAUGAGGCUGAAUUAUGUAAUGCCCUGGCUAGUCUUCAAACGACUAGCAAACAGGAUGGCAAAGGUCGAGUGUGUGUGUUAGAAUCGACAGAAAUAGCCCUACUGAACAAUAUACCAUACCACGAAUGCUUUAAAGCUGCCAUUGGCAAAGUGCUGUCUUCGUUAAAUCCAAAUAAAGACUUGCAGACCAUGGAUGUUGACGGACAUGGCAGUGGGUUGAACUUUCAAGAGAGUCAAAACAAGAGCUCUCUCUAUGCAGCUCCUGAUCCUUUGUAUGUAUUAGAUGUGUCUGAGGGCUUCUCUAUUCUGCCAGUUAUAGCUGGCAAACUUGGACCAGUUAAAGCUUACAGUUCUGUUGAGAAAGAACAGCAUCAAACAGCCCUUAACGUGAUUUCAGAAGCUAACCAUUUCCCUAAAGAAACAUUAGAAUUUUGGCUCAGCCACUUAGAAGAUGAAAAUGUGGUGUUACAGAGACCAAAAUCGGACAAGCUGUGGAGUAUUAUUAUCUUGGAUGUUAUAGAGACAUCUGGUUUAAUCCAGCAGGAGGUGAUGGAAAAGGCUGCAAUAUCCAGAUGUUUACUUCACAGUGGAGGAAAGAUAUUCCCGCAGUAUGUAUUGAUGUAUGGGAUGCUUGUAGAAUCACAGUCUCUGUUACUGGAGAGUGCUGUUCAAGGAACAGAACCAACUCUUGGGUUUAAUAUAGCUCCUUUUAUCAACCAGUUCAAGGUACCUGUUCGUGUGUAUUUGGAUCUCUCUACAUUGCCUUGUCUACCCUUGAGCAAGCCAGCAGAACUUUUAAGGCUAGAUCUCAUGAAUCCUCUCUUGAACAGCUCCAGCAGAGAAGUAAAGGUGCAAAUUUGCAAGUCUGGCCAAGUCACUGCGAUUCCCUUCUGGUAUCACAUACAUCUAGAUGAAGAUCUUAGUUUGAAUACAUCAGAUGAGUUCUCGCACUGGAAACAAGCUGCAGUUGUUCUAGAUAAGCCUAUCCACGUUCAGCUUGGAGAUGAACUUGUGCUUGAUGUCCAGCAUCAUAAAAGCAAUAUUAGCAUUACAGUAAGACAGUAAGAAUGUCACCUGGAAAUGGAUGUAGUGUUAAUUAUCUAUGCAUACACUGUUCAAUGUGACUGAUAUUUAUAUUAAAGUCUACAUUUUAUCUAGUGA
Messenger RNA from Dromaius novaehollandiae (emu), 2901 nucleotides. It is a transcript of the gene PRMT9, whose product is annotated as protein arginine methyltransferase 9. The record is from RefSeq and is a predicted model, not a curated record. Gene Ontology annotation, cellular component: nucleus. Gene Ontology annotation, molecular function: protein binding; protein-arginine N-methyltransferase activity. Gene Ontology annotation, biological process: peptidyl-arginine methylation. The transcript is spliced from 14 exons. Lineage: Eukaryota; Metazoa; Chordata; Aves; Casuariiformes; Dromaiidae. Bases 274 to 2805 code for a protein of 843 amino acids.